Messenger RNA from Mucor velutinosus, 1041 nucleotides. It is a transcript of the gene ALI1, whose product is annotated as putative NADH-ubiquinone oxidoreductase 30.4 kDa subunit, mitochondrial. Gene Ontology annotation, molecular function: SNARE binding; SNAP receptor activity. The record is from RefSeq and is a predicted model, not a curated record. The transcript has 6 exons. Gene Ontology annotation, biological process: endoplasmic reticulum to Golgi vesicle-mediated transport; intracellular protein transport; vesicle fusion. Gene Ontology annotation, cellular component: Golgi membrane; endomembrane system; SNARE complex. Bases 1 to 1041 code for a protein of 346 amino acids. NCBI's taxonomy places the organism in Eukaryota, Fungi, Mucoromycota, Mucoromycetes, Mucorales, Mucoraceae.
AUGGCAUCAUCAUUCAGAGAUAGAACAAACGAGUUUCACUCCAUGUGUGAGCGUAUUCGCACGAGAACACACACACCGACAUCCAUCCUGGAACGCAGAGCUCUUUUAUCACCAGAACCUUCCAAUGCAAGCAUAACAAAAAAGAACAGCAAAAAAGCGCCUCACGCUCGCUCCGAGUUCUCCGUGAUGGCAGCUGAAAUCAGUCGACAAAUUACGAAUACGGCAAGCAAACUAGAAAAGCUGACGAAACUUGCCAAGAGAAAGACACUGUUUGAUGACAGGCCUGUGGAAAUCAGUGAACUGACGUUUAUCAUCAAGCAAGAUAUCGCUAAAUUAAACAAGCAAAUUGCUAUGCUACAAGACUACACAAAGCAUCAAAAACAAGCGUCGAAACAAGCAACAGAGCACACAUCCAAUGUCGUAGUGGCUUUGCAGAGCAAGUUGGCAGAUACCUCCAUGAGUUUUAAGGAUGUUUUGGAGAUUAGAACAGAGAACAUGAAAAUGUCAAAAGACAAGAGAGAUCAGUUUUUGUUCUCGGCAGCAGAGCAAGGAGCAGAUCCAGCACUAGCCAAUUCACCUCUCAUGAAAUCCCGACGCCGUGGACUGGAAACAACACCUAUAUCAUCGCAACAAGCACAGCCAACAAACAGCGUGGCUCUCUUGGAGGAAACCAAGGAGCCUGAGCAGCAAGAAUCGACAUUAUCGCUAGGUAUACCCAUGAUCACGCAACAGCAGCAGCAGGAGAUGAUGGUGAUGGAGCAAGAUAGAUACAUUGAUCAUAGAUCAUCUGCUAUUGAAAGCAUUGAAAGCACGAUUGCAGAGCUAGGAAGCAUUUUCCAGCAAUUGGCCACCAUGGUAGCUGAGCAGAGAGAGACAGUGCAAAGAAUCGACCAAAACACAGAUGAUAUCGAGAUGAAUGUCAUGGGAGCGCAACGGGAACUGCUCAAGUACUACACGAGCAUCAGCUCCAACCGAUGGCUCAUCAUCAAGAUCUUUGUCACCAUUGUCUUGUUUUUCCUGCUCUUCACCUUUAUCAUGUAA